This is a messenger RNA of Hydractinia symbiolongicarpus, 1972 nucleotides long. Its product is annotated as N6-adenosine-methyltransferase TMT1A-like. The record is from RefSeq and is a predicted model, not a curated record. NCBI's taxonomy places the organism in Eukaryota, Metazoa, Cnidaria, Hydrozoa, Anthoathecata, Hydractiniidae. Bases 1156 to 1908 code for a protein of 250 amino acids. Gene Ontology annotation, molecular function: S-adenosylmethionine-dependent methyltransferase activity. The transcript has a single exon.
CUGUUAUAAAGGCUUAUAAGAAUAGCUUUAUUCUGUAUAGCUACAAGAUCUGCUGUCUACACAGAGUUACAGAAAAGGAUGAAUAGCUAGCUAACUGAAAACUUGAAAGUGCUUUCUACACAGGGAAACAAAUCUGAAGAUUUACAUACAGAUACAAAAAUUGGAUGGUUCGAGUAUAGAGAAUUUUCAUGAAGCUCUAUACAAGUUAUAAAGCUAAAUACAGCUCCACAUUUGACAGCAACAUCAUGCUUUCUUCACCUUCACAACUUCGCUAGCCUUGAUUUUUUUUUGUUUUUUUUACUUUCUUGCGUAUGUUCUAUAGCCAUAUAUGGAGCGAAUUUUUAACCUCUCUGCGAAAUUUACUAGCCAAUAGGAUGCGACCAAAAUGACCAUAAAUGGAAGACACAAGACCGUACAUAGGCAUAACUUUCGCAGGUAUUCCUGCGAAAAAGACUAUCUGCGAAACAAAGUAGAGAUUCAACACCUCAGCCUGCAAAACAAAGAGGAUACUGUUAAAUCCUGCGAAAACGAAGUGCAAAGCGCAAAGCUUGUGUGCACCGCUCGGGAAAAGAUUUGUGCCGGAUGCACAAUUGGUGCGCCCAUCCAUGGGUUGGCGGUGGCGGUGGAAAAAACGACGUGUUGAAAUGAAAAAAGUAUGUCAGUCGAUCGCAGAGCCUGACUGACGCUGCCUACGCCCCUGAUAUUCAUUAUAUUUUGGACAUGAUAAUAGCACCGUUUAUAAAUAAGUUUGAAUUAAAAGCAAACAGAAAAAGAUAUAAAAACAACAUGGACACUAAAAUGGAGAUAACCAUAUUCUAUGAGCUUUUUGAAAUUGUUUUAUCUCUAUCGUAUUACUUUUGCAAACAAAACCUUGUGGCGAUAAAAAGGAAAUCAAAACAUGCAUUGUUUCCGAUUCGUACUUAUUAUUUAUAGAAAGUCGCAUCGUCUUUCGUUAUAGCUCUUGGCAUUUAGUUGUUUGCCACGUGACAAUAAAAAUUCUCUUUUAACCACUUAAGUAGCUACGUGACUGAACACAGUUGUUAUAGGAAGUUCACAUCACAUUGUUGUUCAGAACUCAAAAAGAAAAAAGAGCACUGGAUUAAAUUUAAAUUGAUUUUUAAAAUUGUGAAGAAGUACUAAACACACUUUGUGAAUAUGGAGAUUACAUUAUAUUUCAGUAUUACAUCUAUAUUAGCCUUUGUAUUGGCUUUUGUUUACGUUUCACGAGGUUUGCUCAAGAAACUUGGUGCAGCUCUUUCAAAACGCAACCAUGCAUUUUUUAGUUACUUUCUAGGCGCUGUUUAUAAUCAAACAGUGCAUGAAUACAAGGUAAAAAUCUUUACAGAAAUAAACAAGCACCUUGAAACUAACAAUGGUGAAGUUAUGGAGAUUGGAGCUGGAAGUGGUGGUAGUUUGUCUUAUUAUUCUAAAGAUAUAGAUAUUAAACUAACAGCUGUGGAGCCAAAUCAACAUUGUCGACAAUACUUGGAGAAAAAUUUAAAAAAAUACGAUAAUAUUCAACUAAAAGAUUACAUUGAAAAUGUCGGUGAAGAUUUAAAAGAUAUACCCAGCAACUCUAUUAUGUGUAUUGUUAUAACAAUUGUCCUGUGCUCUGUCGAAAACCAAAUAAAAGUAUUAGAAGAAAUAAAGCGUGUUUUGAAGCCUGGUGGAAAGUAUUUUUUUAUGGAGCAUGUUGUUGCGGAGAAAGAAACAUCGAUUUAUCAUUUUCAAAAACGUUUUAGUAAGUUUUGGAGUUUUUGUUUUGACAGUUGUAAUCUCGACCGUGAUACAGGUACAUUCAUCAAGAGAGCUGGCUUUUCAGAAGUGGAAAUAAAAUCAUUCGAUGCAAAUUUUAACUACUUUUUUAAAGGAUUACGUCCUCAUAUAUAUGGCUGUGCUACAAAAUAAUGUCUUAAGGAUCCACAUUUUUCUAACCACACUUAAAGGGAAAGAAAGAUAAACUACUGUUGCA